UACACCAACACUCCUGAGCUAGCCGCACACAAACACAUCCGAAGAAGACAGAUAACUGCUCUUGUAGUUUCGCGUUUCACCGCGCUGAAAGUGUUUUAGCGUUUACCAACCAGGGAAAAAAGUGAAACAACCCCGAAACAGCAGCGAGAACCGCAACCAAAACCGGACUAAACAUACCUCCACUUUGAAGACUGUCCCUAGCGAAGUACGAUCUACUGCACGACCGCUGCUAGCUUCUUUACUUGGCAAGUUCAGGAAAUAAGUUACGAUGUCCGGAAUUGCGAUCGCGCGUCUCGGUGAAGAAAGGAAAGCAUGGCGUAAGGAUCAUCCCUUUGGUUUUGUUGCACGUCCGGUGAAAAAUGCUGAUGGCACGCUGAACCUCAUGACGUGGGAGUGUGCGAUUCCUGGCAAGAAAGGUACACCAUGGGAAGGUGGCCUGUACAAACUACGUAUGAUCUUCAAGGAUGACUAUCCAACCAGUCCGCCAAAAUGUAAAUUCGAACCGCCACUAUUUCACCCGAACGUUUACCCAUCAGGCACAGUUUGCCUCUCGCUGCUGGACGAGGAAAAGGAUUGGCGUCCGGCGAUUACCAUCAAGCAGAUCCUGCUUGGCAUUCAGGAUUUGCUCAACGAACCUAACAUCAAGGAUCCGGCGCAAGCGGAAGCGUAUACUAUCUACUGUCAAAAUCGUCUGGAAUACGAGAAACGUGUCCGAGCUCAAGCCAGAGCCAUGGCAGCCACAGAAUAAGCUAAAUCGAAGGCAGAGUUAUUCAAGAGGCAACAACCGACAGUAAUACAUCUAAGCAAAUCGAAUGAAACGCAAAUUGAAGAAGUGAAAAAAAAACUGAUUGGGUAUAAGUGAGAAGCGCAAAAGAGUACACGAAAAUAAAAGCAAGUAAAGAAUGGAUAGUUGCAACGGCGAACUGAUUGUGUCCUAAUUAUAGUAUCAUAAAACCAUUACACUACACAUAUGCUAAUCUUUCCACUUUCAAAGCAAAGCAAACAACAGCAACAACAAAAAUCGAGCAGAUAACACUUUAUGCUAGCCUAGUUGUAAGCCAUUUUUAAAUGAUAUAAUUUAACGGGGAAUACCGACAAAUAAAACUAGAAACGGUCA
Messenger RNA from Wyeomyia smithii (pitcher-plant mosquito), 1117 nucleotides. It is a transcript of the gene lwr, whose product is annotated as SUMO-conjugating enzyme UBC9-B. Gene Ontology annotation, molecular function: SUMO conjugating enzyme activity. Lineage: Eukaryota; Metazoa; Arthropoda; Insecta; Diptera; Culicidae. Gene Ontology annotation, biological process: protein sumoylation. The record is from RefSeq and is a predicted model, not a curated record. The transcript has 5 exons. Gene Ontology annotation, cellular component: nucleus. Bases 269 to 748 code for a protein of 159 amino acids.